Messenger RNA from Prorocentrum cordatum, 563 nucleotides. The record is from the annotation of a GenBank genome assembly. Lineage: Eukaryota; Dinophyceae; Prorocentrales; Prorocentraceae.
AGCAAGUCCUGCGCUCUCGAUCUGUGAAUCGCGAUCCCGACAUCAUCCCUGAUGGCAGGUUCCCCACUGAGCUCCACUGAAAGGGCCAAGGUUGAGAUUAACAAGAUGAGCGUCGUGGUGACUGCAAUGCAACAGAAACUCCCGAACCACCGCUACGUGGACUCGCUGUGCCAAGACAUCUGCGACGUGCUUCUGGAGUGCGCGAAGCUGGACUCCCUGCUGCUAGCAAACCCAGACCCCAUCGGCAAUGACAAGAUGAUAUUGCAGAUCAGGUUUGACAACCUUUGCAAGUUGUUCGAGGAGGUCAAGACGCGCUGCGACCAGGUUGUCCAACCUAACCCGACAAAGGUGCCAAAACGCUCCCCGUCGUCACCCCUGAGCCCUGUGCCCGAGCCAUCGCAGCCAGGAGCGCCGAUCGAGACUGCCGAGGAGCCGACGGAGAACCAGAACGGCAACGAAGCCAGCCAGCUCUGCGACAGCCAGUUGGAGAGCCAGUUCUGCGACAGCCAGUUCGAGGACAGCCUCCCUUGAGGGGUUCUGUGAAUGACCCGUGCAACUCAACG